Molecule: messenger RNA, 3513 nt
Organism: Coniosporium apollinis CBS 100218
Lineage: Eukaryota; Fungi; Ascomycota; Dothideomycetes
Exons: 6
Coding region: 1-3513 (1170 amino acids)
Biological process (GO): phosphorelay signal transduction system; protein autophosphorylation
Molecular function (GO): phosphorelay sensor kinase activity; histidine phosphotransfer kinase activity
Source: RefSeq, a predicted model, not a curated record
AUGCGAAUCCCCAUCCGGGAGCAGUUGGGUGCCCUGGUGUUGUUUGCCAGUCUAGUUGGCUUAGCUGUCAUAUCGGUUGCGACAUGGCUUACUAACCGCAGCUUUGUCCUGGAUGUCAGGUCUACACGAUUAGAGUUAAUUGCGAGCCUCAAAGCCUCUUCGAUUCAGUCUACUAUCAUCUUCAUGCAGUCCAGCGUGCGUUCGGCGGCUUCCCGAGUCAUAAUCCAGAGCUCAUUACGAGAGUUCUAUGAGGGCAAUACCACGGUGGAAAACUGGAGUCGAGCAGAGGCUGAUCUUGCAGCUGUUCUGAACAGCGGUCAACAAUUCAACCUGCUUCUGCAAGCUCAGGUUUUCCCCCACGACGAUGGUCCUUCUGGAGCUGAACCUGUCAUCAGCGUCACUGGCGCUGGAUCCGUUGGAGCCGUCGAACUGCCCAGCGCUGAUGGAUCUCAAGUAUUCCUCGGUGACGAUGUUGGCGGCUAUCCAUCGGUUCUAUAUCCCAAUCUCACAUACACCUCGAGUGCCAUCAAUGACACCUCCACACAAGUUCUGGCCGAGUUUGAAGGACGGAUCUUGGAUGAGACCUCCACCCUCUUGUUGGGGCCAUGGGCGUUGAACUCCACAUUCUCUCUCUUCUCGAUGACUUUGCCAAUCAUAAACAAUACUUCCGCAACUGACAUCCUAGGGUGGAUGACCAUAGUGAUGGACGGAAGGCUGUUCUCAACCAUUCUCGAAGAGGCAGUAGGUUUAGAUGACUCGGGUAUCGCUAUGCUGGUUGGUCCAGACACACGGUCAAACAGAUUUCCCGACGGCGUACUCUGGAACAGCAACGGUGGGACCCCACCAACGAACCAAGCAGUUCGCUAUGCGCUGCCGCCGUCGUUACCGUCAAACAAAGAUCAAAGGCAUUCAUUGCGUACAUACGGCACUGCAAACCCGGCAUUUGACUGGGCCGAUUUCCCCGCGGUCAGGCAGGGACUGGGUUACCGAGCCAUGAAUGACGACACGACUCUCGUGAACUACAACGCCGAUAGCAGGAUCGCAGCUCACAAUGAAGAGGGUGAGGAAGUAGCAGUCGGAUACGCGACGCCCAACAACUCCGUCGUCGAUUGGCUGGUCGUAGUCGAGCAAUCCCGUAGCUGGGUAUGGGCUCCGAUUCAUCGUUUACGCAACCUACUUCUAGCCUGUGUUUUUGGCACUGUUGGUGCCCUACUCUUUUUCGCGUUCCCCGUUGCGCAUUUUUCAAGUCGGCCUAUUCGACGCUUGCGAGAUGCUACACGCAAGACGGUUGUCGCGCCUGGCUUCACUCCCGAGGACAACAGCAUAAUAUCCGGUUCAUCUCACGGAGGUGAUGGUGCAGACGACCCUGAAGAUCAAGACGCGUUGGCGCGCAAAGAGGGCUUCUUCUCCUCCAUGUCAAGAUGGCGUAAAGGCGCACGGCAGACCAAAGAAGAACGUGGGGAGGAACGGCGCAGGCGUGCUUUUCGUAUACCUGGAAAAGUCAAGGACCGCAAGCAUUUUAUCCACGAUGAGCUUACCGACCUUACACAAACCUUCAACGAGAUGUCAGAUGAGCUCAUGAUGCAGUACGAGAAGCUUGAGGAACGCGUCCAGCAGCGGACCGCGGAACUUGAGCUCAGUAAGAAAGCAGCCGAGGCUGCAUCCGAAAGUAAAACGCUAUUCAUCGCUAACAUCUCGCAUGAGCUGAAGACGCCGCUGAAUGGCAUCCUUGGUAUGUGUGCUGUAUGUAUGUCUGAAGAAGACCCGACAAAGAUCCGACGGUCCCUCGGAAUCAUCUAUAAGAGCGGUGACUUACUGCUCAACCUCUUGACCGACCUCUUGACGUUCAGCAAGAACCAGGUCGGCCAGCAUCUCUCCCUGGACGAGAAGGAAUUCCGCCUGCGAGAUAUCAGCGCUCAGGUCCUGGCGAUUUUCGACAAGCAAGCGAAAGAAAACAACAUAAAUUUGCGUGUGAAGUAUGACGGACCUGCUGACGCGAAUUUGGAUGCCGCUGGCACCAUUAACGACUCUCGCCCGUACGGUCCCUUUGGCCUUGGAAAAGUAAGAGACAUGGUGCUCUGGGGCGAUCAGCACCGAAUACUGCAAGUUGUGAUCAAUCUGGUAUCCAACAGCCUCAAGUUCACCCCACAGGGGGGUUCAGUCGAGUUAACUAUCAGAUGCGUUGGCGAGGUUACUGGAGAGAUUGGCGGCCGUAAGAGUUCGCUGCAGUCCAAAUCCGGGCGCAAUUCGAAAAGAAGAUUCAGACUAGGCUCAGGAACAUCUGAUACGUCCGUUGCUACGCAGAGCCCAAGUACCGCAAACGAGACAAACCCACUUGAUAAAUCACCCGCGUUUGCACGUAUGAUGGCUAAUGACCGAGCGGCCUCGCCUCCGCCCGGAAGGUACUUCACUUUUGAGUUCGAGGUCGAGGACACAGGACCGGGCAUUCCAGAACACUUGCAGCAACGUAUUUUCGAGCCUUUCGUCCAAGGGGAUCUAGGCCUCUCAAAGAAGUAUGGCGGUACUGGCCUUGGUCUCAGCAUAUGCUCACAGCUGGCUUCGCUAAUGCAAGGGUCUAUCUCCUUGAAGAGUGAAGUUGGCCGAGGCAGCACGUUCAAGAUGGAAAUCCCACUGAAGCACAUAACGAACCGUGCCGACAGCACAGCCUCCUCUAGCGUUGUCAAUUUCGAAGAUGCGGAGCGCAGGAACAGUCUCACUGCAGACGAUCCUCACCUGCCUGACCGCAGCGCUCACCCCGAUGGUCGAUCAGUACAAUCUGUCCCCAGCACCGCACCCGCCGGUCCUGUAGCCUUCGAAGCCGACUCAAAACCUCGGCUCGUGGGCCUAAGCCAACCGUUCUUUGCGUCGAACACCCCUCUGGAGACCUCCGAUUCCCAGAGAGCAGCCAUGGAGCGCGUGACGAAGGAGGCGACCAACAGAGGCGACAAGGUGAGAGUGCUGGUUGCCGAAGACAACAAAAUCAAUCAAGAAGUGGUUCUGCGUAUGCUUAAGCUAGAAGACAUCUACGAUGUGACCAUUGCGAAAGACGGUCAGGAAGCAUUUGACAUGGUCAAGGAGAGCAUGGCGGCCCACCAUCCGUACAACCUGAUAUUUAUGGAUGUGCAGAUGCCUAACCUAAACGGUAUACAAUCAACAAAACUGAUUCGGCAGUCCGGCUACACUGCGCCCAUCGUUGCUCUGACCGCCUUCGCCGAAGAGAGCAACGUCAGGGAGUGUCUCGACUCCGGCAUGGACUUCUUCCUCGCCAAACCGAUCAAGCGGCCGGCGCUGAAGCAUGUUCUAAAGACGUAUAUCCCGCCUCCGCCCAUCCCCGAGGAGGAUUACGAGUCUCCAGCUCAGACCCCCGGGACAGAGCUUAGCCAGUCCGCCUUUACAGCCGCAGUGAAACCGGACAACGCAAACGCGACGGCAACUACGCUCUUCUCCGCACCGAAGACAUCGGGGAUGCCGCCGGUGCGCGGUGGAUCGCCGGCUGUUUCUCCUUUGUCGUAA